GUCUGAAGCCACACCCGUGGGUGGCCUUGAAAUCUCCUCCCUUAAGGUUAAAAGCAGAAGGAAUGACAAGGGUGUGAUUGUAAAGUGCAGAGUAAUAGACAGGUGUUAAGCCUUGAGCCCUAGUGAGAGUUUACUUUAUCAGCCCAGCAAGACACAGAGUGAGGUGAACUUACAAAAUGAGCAGGUUCUCAGCAACUAAGAACUCUCUCCUGCAGGACAACAGCUGGAUCAGGAAAACUGAUGAUGAGGAUGAAGACGUUGACCGAGACCCAAACUUUGGCAAAAUUGUUCUAAGCCAGUACAGAUCCACUGAAAAUCUUGUGGGUUCAGAACCUGAAGAAGUGCCUACCACCAAACCAAUACGCACAUCAACAACAUCUGUGCAGGCUCUCUCCAAGAGAUUCAGUGGAAGUCAGGAUGAGCUGAGGAGCAGCCCCCUCCCUUCCAGCAAGCCUAUGUCCUCCUACACCAAAAGCACAUAUUCAAGCCUGAAGUCAGAUUCUCCCAAGACCACCACAACCACUACAGUGACCAAGGAUGGAACCACCAUCACCUCCACCAAGAGUCUGAGGUCCCCUGUGAUUACUUCUCCCACCACAACCUUCACCGAGAGGGUCAAGUCUUCAAGCAAAGGGGCACAAUACUCAACCUACUCACCUACCAGAACAACCAAAGUGACUGAGACAACUGUUACCAGCAGUAAAGAUCCGGAGGACAAACUUUACGACUCACUCAUUCCUCCAUCUAUCAAGGAUGAUUUUUCACCUACAGACAGCAAAACAACUGUCUCCAGUACUGAGACUGUGACGGUGAAAAGCAGCCCUGAUGGAGACAGUAUUAAAACCACAACCACUACAAGGACGUCCUCUCUUGCGGAGGACAAAUUGUAUGACUCACUCAUCCCCUCAUCUAUCAAGGAUGAUUUCUCGCCUACAGACAGCAAAACAACUGUUUUCAACACUGAGACUGUGACAGUGAAAAGCAGUCCUGAUAGAGACAGUAUUAAAACUACAACCACUACCAGGACUUCCUCUACUGCGGAGGACAAACUGUACGACUCACUCAUCCCCUCAUCUAUCAAGGAUGAUUUCUCGCCUACAGACAGCAAAACAACUGUUUUCAACACUGAGACUGUGACAGUGAAAAGCAGUCCUGAUAGAGACAGUAUUAAAACUACAACCACUACCAGGACUUCCUCUACGGCUGAGGAUAAUCUGUAUGACACCCUCCUGCCUAAAUCCAUUACAUCUUCUCCUGUCAGAGGAGAAAGCCCAACUCUCUCAUCGCCAUCCUCCACCCGCAGAACCACCAGCUACAGCUCGUACACUGAUGAUAUUCCUUCUACCCGGACCACCUCCUACACCAUCAGCACCAAGCCCAGUGAGGACUAUAGCAGCGACCUGAAAACCUACUCUUACUCCAGACCAGACUCCAGUUAUGAGUACAGCAGUAUCACCAGUCCCAGUGUCUACACCUCGCCAUCAUACAGGAGCAACAGCAGGUCAGAUGACAUUCUGGCAGAUCCAAUUUACUCUAAAUCCUCCACAAAGAGUGUGUAUGCAUCUCCUGAGAGGGCAGUGCUUGAGAAAGACCUGUGCACCUACUGCCAUAAGCCCUUCAAUGCUGAUGCCAAGAUGGUCCUGGAUGACCUGAAGAUCAACUGUCAUGCUUCCUGCUUUAAAUGUGCAGUGUGUAACAGCACUCUGGGUCAUAUGAAAGCCGGGGACAGCAUGUGGAUCUACAAACGCAUGGUGCACUGUGAAAACUGCUUUGAGGUCACCAGAGAGAAGUGGAGACGCUGAGAACCUUCACUGGAGAUAUAUAAGGACAUGAACAAAGAUAGAAAGAUAGAAAUUGAUAACUGUUUAUUGAUAUGUUUUGGGUGACGUGGGUUCUACUGUACUAAUGUUUUUACAAGCCGACAGAGCUUUACGUGGGUGUUUUGACAAAUGACAGUUACAGUCUGAAUAUAGCUUUUUUUGGUAACAAGCAACCAAAAUAGCAGCUAGUUGUAACAGUGUUGUUGACAUCAUGAUACCACUGUCUCUGUAUCUAACCCUUUCACAAAUUUGAGCUAGCAUUUCUGAUAUCCUCUUAAGCCUGUAUCCUUCAGGGGACUCUUGUGUGUAAACAUGAUGGGAGAUAUUGCAACAUUUAGGGCCGGGGGCUUUUUCUUUGUGCAAUAAAGGCAACCAAUAUAUCUUUAUCUGAAAAAA
This is a messenger RNA of Dicentrarchus labrax (European seabass), 2216 nucleotides long. It is a transcript of the gene scel, whose product is annotated as sciellin. The coding region runs from base 177 to 1802 and encodes 541 amino acids. Gene Ontology annotation, cellular component: cytoplasm. Gene Ontology annotation, biological process: epidermis development. Lineage: Eukaryota; Metazoa; Chordata; Actinopteri; Moronidae. The transcript is spliced from 29 exons. The record is from RefSeq and is a predicted model, not a curated record.